CGUGCAAACCAAGUCAUAUGAUUUACCAUAGACAAAAUGUUUAUUUUCAUCAUAUCCAAGGUCAAGGUUUUCUAUCCAUAUGAAAAAAUGAUUAUUUUAUAUACCUUAUUAUUAUUAUUACAAAAUUGUACAUGGUAUUACUUUUACGAAUAAUGCAUAAUACCUAUGAAAAAUAUGUAUUAAUUUUGUGCGAGCUGAAACCGUAAAAGAAUUGAUAAAAGCAUAGACAAUAACGAUACAUUUUAUGAAGAAAUUUGUUUAAUGUAAAGUAAAUUAAUCAACUUUUCCUUAUAUUAAUCUAAUUGCAUCUAAAACAAUGCAAAUAGACAAUAAUAUAAUAAUAGCCAGAAUUGCUAUUUUAAUGAAUUUCAAUACAGGAGUAAUGCAUUUAAUGAAUUAUAGAUUUCGAGUCCGAUACAUCAUGACAAUAUUUUUAACGAGUAAGAAAGAAACGUUUACAAAUGUCAUUAUGAUUUUCUUACCUCAAAAUUAUAUAGUACCUAUCUGUUGCUUAGAGAAUAGAUCUGUUGUCACUGUUGUUUUGUGAAUUUGUGAAUGUAAACAAUAACAAAUACAUCACUUACUAUUCCUGUGUUUAUCUAGAAAGUUAGUGAAUGCCAUUUUUCCUGUGUUAUCGUAACGAAGAUUUCAAGCAUGACGUGUGAAGACAUACACGAAGACCUGCAAAAAUUAACUGCUAUUGUUGUUGAAUCUUUGCCCGAAAUAAGCAUGCUUAACAGUGCUUCUAAGCUAAUUUUGAAUGAAUAUCUAAACAAUACUAAAAGCAUUGAUCAUUGUGCUAUUGUAAAGAUUCAAGCAGUUAUUGAUUAUAUGUAUGAGCAAGUCAAUAUUGGAAACUGGAGGGAAGUAAAGUUAUUCCUUAGAAAAACCAUCACUAUAGCAACUUUUCUGAGACUUGUAGCUCAUGUAGAACUAGCACAAUCUAUGGAAAAUAAGUUUAUUGAAGAAUCAUUUAAAAUAAUAGAUUUUGGUAUACUUUUUGGGUGCCCUAUAGAUAGAGAACCAGAAUUACUACAAAAAUGUGCUUCUAUUUUUAGUAAAUUUUGUCAAAAAAAUCACGAACUAGAGGAAAUUAGUAGAGAUAACAGCUUUGAAGUAGUAAAUUUGAAAUCAAACUAUGUAAAUGCUUAUCCUAUUCAAAUAAUAGAUUGUCCAUGCAUGGAAGAUUUUUAUAGUAACUAUAUAAUAAAAGAGCAACCAGUAGUCUUAGACAAUUGUGUCAACCAUUGGCCAGCCCUGGAUAAAUGGAAAAAUCCAGAUUAUUUCAAAAAACUAGCAGGACUGAGAACUGUGCCUAUUGAAUUGGGGAAAGUUUACACUGAUUCAGAUUGGACACAAAAACUGAUGACGAUAGGAGAAUUUAUAGAUAAGUACAUCUACCAAUCAAAUGGUCCCACAGGAUAUCUAGCUCAAUAUCAGCUGUUUGAUCAAAUUCCAGAAUUAAAAAGGGAUAUAACAGAACCGGAAUACUGCUGUUUUUCAGACACUGAUGAAUCUGUAGACGUCAUGGCUUGGUUUGGUCCCAAAGGAACAAUAUCUGCUUUACAUCAUGAUCCAAAAAAGAAUUUAUUGACCCAAGUUGUAGGUACAAAACAACUUUUUUUAUUUUCACCAAAUGAUUCUGAGUUUUUGUACCCACAUUCACAUGAAUUAUUGAAUAAUACUGCUCAAGUUGAUCCAAGAAUGCCAGAUUUGGAAAAAUUUCCUAAAUAUAAGAAUGCCAAAGCCUACCACUGUGUUCUUAAGCCCGGGCAGAUGCUGUAUAUCCCCCCAAAAUGGUGGCAUUUUGUGGAGUCUCUUUCAAUAAGUUUUUCUGUGAGUUUUUGGUGGAAUUAAACAUAUACAAUAUGCUGUUCUUUUUCUUCUA
Molecule: messenger RNA, 1888 nt
Organism: Plodia interpunctella (Indianmeal moth)
Lineage: Eukaryota; Metazoa; Arthropoda; Insecta; Lepidoptera; Pyralidae
Gene: JMJD5
Product: Jumonji domain containing 5
Exons: 1
Coding region: 655-1857 (400 amino acids)
Cellular component (GO): nucleus
Molecular function (GO): histone H3K36 demethylase activity
Source: RefSeq, a predicted model, not a curated record